GUGUCCUUUGAAGAGGUGGCUGUGCAUUUCUCCCAGGGGGAGUGGACCCUGCUAAGCCCAGCCCAGAGAGCUCUCUACAAGGAAGUCAUGCUGGAGAAUUUUGGGAACGUGGCCUCUCUGGGACCUCUGAUUGCCAAACCUGACCUCAUUUCCAGGCUGGAAGGUGAAGAAGAGCUCUUUCUCCUGGGCUCUGGUGCAGAAGAGAGAGUGGCAGGUGGCAUGUGGCGGUCAGUGAAUGAAACAUCAGAGCAUUCAGUGAACGGAAAAGAGGAUACAUAUUCAGAUGUGAAAGGAAAGGCUGAAUAUUGUGAUGCCCUGAGGAAUGAGGAGAGGAAACAUCCAUCUAAAGGAAGGAGUAAUUUUGGUCUUUUACAGGGUGAAAAAGCUCAUAAAAUCCCACAACUUGAAAAAAUGUAUAUAGAAGGCAAUAGAAAUAGGGGUGCAGUAAAUGGGGAUUUUUUUUUUGAAAAUUCAGAUGUUAACAUGCAUUGCAAAUCCCGUAAAAGAAAGAAAAUAUAUAAAUGCCUGGAGUGUGGGAAAAGUUUCAGUCAUAAAGGACACCUGACUUCCCAUCAAAGAAUUCACACAGGUGAGAAACCAUAUAAAUGCCUAGAGUGUGGGAAAAGCUUCCAUGAUAGUGGAAGCCUUAACAGCCAUCGAAAAAGUCACACUGGGGAGAAACCAUAUAAAUGCCUGGAGUGUGGAAAAACCUUCAGUCAUAAAGGACACCUGACUUCCCAUCAAAGAAUUCACACAGGUGAAAAACCAUAUAAAUGCCUAGAAUGUGGGAAAAGCUUCCGUCAGAUUGGACACCUUGUUAACCAUCGAAGAAUUCACACAGGCGAGAAACCAUAUAAAUGCGUGGAGUGUGGGAAAAGCUUCCAUGAUAGUGGAAGCCUUAACAGCCAUCGAAAAAGUCACACUGGGGAGAAACCAUAUAAAUGCCUGGAGUGUGGAAAAACCUUCAGUCAUAAAGGACACCUGACUUCCCAUCAAAGAAUUCACACAGGUGAAAAACCAUAUAAAUGCCUAGAAUGUGGGAAAAGCUUCCGUCAGAUUGGACACCUUGUUAACCAUCAAAGAAUUCACACAGGCGAGAAACCAUAUAAAUGCCUGGAGUGUGGGAAAAGCUUCCAUGAUAGUGGAAGCCUUUAUCACCAUCAAAAAAGUCACACUGGGGAGAAACGAUAUAAAUGCCUGAAGUGUGGAAGUUUCAGUCAGAGUGGAAGCCUUAAUUCCCAUAGAAGAAUUCACACCGGGGAGAAACCUUAUAAAUGCUUGGAGUGUGGAAGAAGUUUCAGUUGGCGUGGAACCCUUAUUUGCCAUCGAAAAAUUCACAUGAGAGAAAGAAAGAAAAUAUAUAAAUCCCUGAAGAGCAAAAAGAGCUUCACUUGUAGGGGAAGCUUUACUUCCCAUCAAAGAAUCCACAUAGGGAAGAAGCCACAUAAAUGCCUGGAGUGUCAGAAAAGAUUUCGUCAGAUGCGACACCUUACUCGCCAUCGCAGAAUUCACACAGCAGAGAAACCAUAUACAAGCCUGAAGUGUGGAAAAAGCUUCAGUCACUGUGCAUCUCUUUAUUCUCACCAAAGAAUUCACACAGGUAAGAAGCCAUACAGCUGCCUGGACUGCAGAAAAAGCUUCAUUCAGAGUGGACAUCUUAAUCCCCAUAGAAGAAUUCACACAGGUAAGAAACCAUAUAAAUGCCUGCACUGUGGGAAAAGGUUCAGCUGUACUGGGAACCUUAAUUCCCAUCAAAAAAUUCACACAGAAGAGAAGCCUGAUACCUGCCUUGACUCUCAUUCCGAGAGAUCUGUUGAUGUUCAAAAUCAAUGGUUGCAAUCAUCAGCAGUGUGCUGGUUGAGGGAGAACAAGCUGGAGCUCAAUCCUGACGAGAAAGAGGCUCUCUGGGUUAGUCGAAAGGUUGACCAGUGGUGGAAGAUCCUUCUUGUCUUCGAUGGGGAUACGAUCCCCUUGAAAUGUCAGGCACGUGACUCCCGCGCCGCUGUUGCCACGGGAGACGCCGGAGGAGCGCGCCGCAGCCGGGCCGCCCCCUCGCAGACCCCGUUCCCCUCUCCCAGGAUACGCGCCAACCCCUCGGGGAAAGGGAGAGAGUCGCAACUCCUAGACGUGCGCCGGGUAGGGGGCCUGACCGUUUGGUAUCGCAGCAUAAAGACACGCUGGGCUGUUUCUCCACUGUCCUCUGCGUGUGGCGAAGUGAAACGACCAGCCAUGCAGCCAGCGCAGUCCCAUCAAAGGAUUCACACAGGGGAGAAACCAUAUAAAUGCCUGGAGUGUGGUAAAAGCUUCAGUCAGAGUGGACGCCUUAAUUCCCAUGAAAGAAUUCACAAAGGGGAGAAACCUUAUAAAUGCCCAGAUUGUGAAAAAAGUUUCUGUCAUAGUGGAAGUCUUACACGUCAUCAAACAAUUCACACAGGGGAGAAUCCAUAUAAAUGCCUGGAGUGUGGUAAAAGCUUCAGUAACAGACACAGCCUUAAAUUCCAUCAAAGAAUUCACACAGGGGAAAAACCGUAUAAAUGCUUGGAAUGUGGAAAAAGCUUCAGUCGAGGAUCACACCUUAAUUCCCAUCAUAGAAUUCAUACAGGAGAGAAACCAUAUAAAUGCUUGGAGUGUGGAAAAAGCUUCAGUCAGAGCGGACACCUUAAUUCCCAUGAAAGAAUUCACAAAGGGGAAAAACCUUAUAAAUGCCCAGAUUGUGAGAAAAGUUUCUGUAAUAGUGGAGGUCUUAUAUGUCAUCGAACAAUUCACACAGGGGAGGAGACAUAUAAAUGCCUGGAGUGUGGAAAAAGCUUCAGUGACAGACACAGCCUUAAACUACAUCAAAGAAUUCACACAGGGGAAAAACCGUAUAAAUGCCUGGAAUGUGGAAAAAGCUUCAGUCAUAAACGCAGCCUUAAAAACCAUCAAAGAAUUCACACAGGGGAGAAACCAUAUAAAUGUCUGGAGUGUGGAAAAAGCUUCAGUGACAGAGGCAGCUUUAAACGCCAUCAAAGAAUUCACACAGGGGAGAAACCAUAUAAAUGCCUGGAGUGUGGAAAAAGCUUCAGUGACAGACACAGACUUAAACGCCAUCAAAGAAUUCACACAGGGGAAAAAGCAUAUAAAUGCCUGGAAUGUGGGAAAAGCUUCAGAUGGAGUACAAGCCUUAAUUCCCAUCAAAGAAUUCACACAGCUGAGAAACCAUAUGAAUGCCUGGUGUGUGGAAAAAGCCUCAGUGACAGACGCAGCUUUAAACGCCAUCAAAGAAUUCACAUAGGGGAGAAACCAUAUAAAUGCCUGGAGUGUGGAAAAAGCUUCCACGGCAGAUGCAGCCUUAAACUCCAUCAAAGAAUUCACACAGGGGAAAAACCGUAUAAAUGCUUGGAAUGUGGAAAAAGCUUCAGUCGAGGAUCAUACCUUAAUUCCCAUCAUAGAAUUCAUACAGGAGAGAAACCAUAUAAAUGCUUGGAGUGUGGAAAAAGCUUCAGUCAGAGCGGACACCGUAAUUCCCAUGAAAGAAUUCACAAAGGGGAGAAACCUUAUAAAUGCCCAGAUUGUGAGAAAAGUUUCUGUAAUAGUGGAGGUCUUAUAUGUCAUCGAACAAUUCACACAGGGGAGAAGCCAUAUAAAUGCCUGGAGUGUGGAAAAAGCUUCAGUGACAGACACAGCCUUAAACUACAUCAAAGAAUUCACACAGGGGAAAAACCGUAUAAAUGCCUGGAAUGUGGAAAAAGCUUCAGUCAUAAACGCAGCCUUAAAAACCAUCAAAGAAUUCACACAGGGGAGAAACCAUAUAAAUGUCUGGAGUGUGGAAAAAGCUUCAGUGACAGACGCAGCUUUAAACGCCAUCAAAGAAUUCACACAGGGGAGAAACCAUAUAAAUGUCUGGAGUGUGGAAAAAGCCUCAGUGACAGACGCAGCUUUAAACGCCAUCAAAGAAUUCACACAGGGGAGAAACCGUAUAAAUGCCAGGAAUGUGGAAAAAGCUUCAGUUCGAGUACAAGCCUUAAUUCCCAUCAAAGGAUUCAGACAGGGGAGAAACCAUAUGAAUGCCUGUGUGGAAAAAGCUUCAGUCAGAGUGGACACCUUAAUUCCCAUAAAAUAAUUCACACAGGGGAGAAACCAUAUAAAUGCCUCGAGUGUGGAAAAAGCUUCAGUGAUAGACGAAGCCUUAAACUCCAUCAAAGAAUUCACAUGGGAAAACUAUAUAAAUGCCAGGAAUGUGGAAAAAGCUUCAGUUGGAGUAGAAGCCUUAAUUCCCAUAAAAGAAUACACACAGGGGAGAAACCAUGUAUAUGCCUGGAGUGUGGAGAAAGCUGCAAUCGCAGCAUAAAGACACGCUGGGCUGUUUCUCCACUGUCCUCUGCGUGUGGCGAAGUGAAACGACCAGCCAUGCAGCCAGCGCAGGGUCCCGUGUCCUUUGAAGAGGUGGCUGUGCAUUUCUCCCAGGGGGAGUGGACGCUACUGCGCCCAGCCCAGAGAGCCCUGAACAAGGAGGUCAUGCUGGAGAAUUUUGGGCACGUGGCCUCUCUGGGGGGCAUGUGGGAAUCAACGAAUGAAACCUCUGAGCACCCAGUAGUGGAUAAAGGGGAUAAAUAUUCAUAUUCAGAAGGGGAAGUUGAAUAUUGUGAUACCCUGAGGGAAGAGGAGAAAAAAUAUCCGUCUAAAGGAAGGAGUAAUUCUGGUCUUUUACAAAAUGAAAGUGUUGAUGAAAUUCCACUAUCUGAAAAAAUGUACAUAGAAAGCAAUAAAAAUGAAAGUGCAAUAAGUGGAGAAGAUUGUUCUGAAAAAUCAGGAAAAACCAAGCAUUGUAAAACCUGGAACAGAAAUAAAAAAUAUAAAAGCCUGGAGUGUGGUAAAGUCUUCAGGAAGAAGGAAAGCCUUAAUUCUCACCAAAGAAUUCAUACAGGAAAGAAACCAUAUAAAUGCCCAGAUUGUAAAAAAAGCUUCUAUGACAGCGAAAGUCUUACACACCAUCAAAGAAUUCACACAGGGGGAAAACCAUAUAAAUGCCUGGAGUGUGGGGAAAGCUUCAGUCAGAGUGGACACCUUAAUUCCCAUCAAAGGGUUCACACAGGGGAAAAACCGUAUAAAUGCCUGGAAUGUAGAAAAAGCUUCAUUGAUAGAUGCAGCCUUAAACUCCGUCAAAGAAUUCACACAGGGGAAAAAACGUAUAAACGCCUGGAAUGUGGAAAAAGCUUCAUUGAUAGAUGCAGCCUUAAACUCCAUCAAAGAAUUCACACAGGGGAAAAACCGUAUAAAUGCCUGGAAUGUGGUAAAAGCUUCAGUCGGAGUGGACACCUUAAUUCCCAUGAAAGAAUUCACAAAGAGGAGAAACCCUAUGAAUGCCCAGAUUGUGAAAAAAGUUUCUGUUAUUAUAAAAGUCUUACACGUCAUCGAAGAAUUCACACAGGAGAGAAGUCAUAUAAAUGCCUAGAGUGUGGGAAAAGAUACCAUCGGAGUGAACACCUUAAUUCCCAUCAAAGAAUCCACACAGGGGAAAAACCAUAUAAAUGCCUGGAAUGUGGAAAAAGCUUCAGUGACAGACGCAGCCUUAAACUCCAUCAAGGAAUUCACAGAGGAGAAAAACCGUAUAAAUACCUGGAAUGUGGGAAAAGAUUCAGUUGGAGUAAAAGCCUUAAUUCCCAUCAAAGAAUUCACACAGGGGAGAAACCAUAUAAAUGCCUAGAGUGUGGAAAAAGCUUCAGUCGGAGUGGACACCUUAUUUCCCAUCAAAGGAUUCACACAGGGGAGAAACCAUAUGAAUGCCUGGAGUGUGGAAAAAGCUUCAGUCGGCGUGGACACCUUAAUUCCCAUGAAAGAAUUCACAAAGGGGAGAAACCUUAUAAAUGCCCAGAUUGUGAAAAAAGUUUCUGUCAUAGUGAAAGUCUUACACGUCAUCAAAGAAUUCACACAGGGGAGAAGCCAUAUAAAUGCCUUGAGUGUGGGAAAAGCUUCAGUCGGAGUACACACCUUAAUUCCCAUCAAAGAAUUCACACAGGGGAGAAACCAUGUAAAUGCCUAGAGUGUGGAAAAAGCUUCAGUCAGAGUGGACACCUUAAUUCCCAUCAAAGGAUUCACACAGGGGAGAAACCAUAUAAAUGCCUGGAGUGUGGAAAAAGCUUCAGUUGGAGUGGACACUUUAAUUCCCAUGAAAGAAUUCACAAAGGGGAGAAACCUUAUAAAUGCCCAGAUUGUGAAAAAAGUUUCUGUCAUAGUGCAAGUCUUACAUGUCAUCAAAGAAUUCACACAGGGGAGAAGCCAUAUAAAUGCCUAGAGUGUGGAAAAAGCUUCAGUCAGAGUGGACACCUUAAUUCCCAUCAAAGGGUUCACACAGGGGAAAAACCGUAUAAAUGCCUGGAAUGUGGAAAAAGCUUCAUUGAUAGAUGCAGCCUUAAACUCCAUCAAAGAAUUCACACAGGGGAAAAACCGUAUAAAUGCCUGGAAUGUGGGAAAAGCUUCAGUCGGAGUGGACACCUUAAUUCCCAUCAAAGGAUUCACACAGGGGAGAAACCAUAUGAAUGCCUGGAGUGUGGAAAAAGCUUCAGUCAGCGUGGACACCUUAAUUCCCAUGAAAGAAUUCACAAAGGGGAGAAACCUUAUAAAUGCCCAGAUUGUGAAAAAAGUUUCUGUCGUAGUGAAAGUCUUACACGUCAUCAAAGAAUUCACACAGGGGAGAAACCACAUAAAUGCCUAGAGUGUGGAAAAAGCUUCAGUCGGAGUACACACCUUAAUUCCCAUCAAAGAAUUCACACAGGGGAAAAACCAUAUAAAUGCCUGGAAUGUGGAAAAAGCUUCAGUGACAGACGCAGCCUUAAACACCAUCAACGAAUUCACAUAGGAGAAAAACCAUAUAAAUGCCUAGAAUGUGGGAAAAGCUUCAGUUGGAGUAAAAACCUUAAUUCCCAUCAAAGAAUUCACACAGGGGAGAAACCACAUAAAUGCCUAGAGUGUGGAAAAAGCUUCAGUCGGCGUGGACACCUUAAUUCCCAUGAAAGAAUUCACAAAGGGGAGAAACCUUAUAAAUGCCCAGAUUGUGAAAAAAGUUUCUGUCAUAGGGAAAGUCUUACACGUCAUCAAAGAAUUCACACAGGGGAGAAGCCAUAUAAAUGCCUAGAGUGUGGGAAAAGCUUCAAUCGGAGUGGACAACUUAAUUCCCAUCAAAGGAUUCACACAGGGGAGAAACCGUAUAAAUGCCUGGAAUGUGGAAAAAGCUUCAGUUGGAUUACAAGCCUUAAUUCCCAUUAAAGGAUUCACACAGGGGUGAAACCAUAUAAAUGCCUAGAGUGUGGAAAAAGCUUCAUUUGUGAUAGUGAAAGUCUUACACGUCAUCAAAGAAUUCACACAGGGGAGAAACCUUAUAAAUGCCUGCAAUAUGAAAAAAGCUUCAGUUGGUGUGGAGGCCUUACUUGCCACCAAAGAAUUCAUACAGGAGAGAAACCCUAUAAAUGCCAAGAGUGUGAAAAAGGCUUCAGUUGGAAUAGAAGCCUUAAUUCCCAUCAGAGAAUUGCACGCGACCCCCGCGCCGCUGUUGCCACGGGAGACGCCGGAGGAGCGCGCCGCAGCCGGGCCGCCCCCUCGCAGACCCUGUUCCCCUCUCCCAGGAUACGCGCCAACCCCUCGGGGAAAGGGAGAGAGUCGCAACUCCUAGACGUGUGUAGCGUCUGCGGCAUCCCAGCCGCGUUUGAUCGCAGCAUAAAGACACGCUUGGCUGUUUCUCCACUGUCCUCUGCCUGUGGCGAAGCGAAAAGACCAGCCAUGCAGCCAGCGCAGAGUCCCGUGUCCUUUGAAGAGGUGGCUGUGCAUUUCACCCGGGGGGAGUGGACGCUACUGCGCCCAGCCCAGAGAGCCCUGUACAAGGAAGGGGCAUGUGGGAAUCAGCGCAUGAAACCUCUGAGCACCCAGUAG
Eublepharis macularius is the source of this 7905-nucleotide messenger RNA. RefSeq lists its product as uncharacterized. The transcript is spliced from 21 exons. Gene Ontology annotation, biological process: regulation of DNA-templated transcription. Lineage: Eukaryota; Metazoa; Chordata; Lepidosauria; Squamata; Eublepharidae. The annotation marks the transcript as partial. The record is from RefSeq and is a predicted model, not a curated record.